UGACGUUUUAAAUUACGGCGGGGAGAAUCAAAAACCGUGAACCAAAACGACAACGACGUAGUCUAGUAGAGGAACACGUAAAGGAUGCAAAGGGCUAGCCGUCUGAAACGAGAGCUCCAGCUGCUCAGCGCCGAACCUCCACCCGGGAUCUCAUGUUGGCAGUUAGACGGUCGAAUGGAUGAUCUCCAGGCCCGUGAGUAUGAAGAGUUUCGGUGUUUUACAUGCGCUAGCCGUCUUAUUUCCUCUCGGGGCGGUUUGUUUGGUUUUGUGUUUAGCAGCAAUGCUCUCCUGAUGACAGAAAUUGUUGGAGGUGCGAACACUCCGUAUGAAGGUGGAGUGUUUUCAUUGGAAAUAAAGAUACCCGGCAGGUAUCCAUUUGAACCUCCUAAAUUGCGGUUUCUGACCCCCAUCUACCAUCCAAAUAUCGAUAAUGAUGGUCGUAUUUGUCUUGAUGCAUUGAAAAUGCCACCCAAGGGAGCGUGGAGGCCCUCACUCAACAUUUCCACAGUGCUGAGCUCUGUGCAGCUUCUCAUGUCGGAGCCUAACCCAGAUGACCCGCUAAUGGCAGAUAUUUCAGCCGAAUUUAAAUACAGCAGAGCAGUUUUUUUGGAAAAGGCACGUAAAUGGACAGCGAAAUAUGCAACACAAAAGAUUAAGUGUGAUGUGGAGACAGAGCAGAAACCUUCUGAAGAUGGAAGCAUAAAAACGUCCAGAAAGAGAGAAGCACUCUCUGCUCAGGAGAAUCUGGAACAUGCAAAGAAAGUGUGUAUAUAGUUGGUUAUAAACCUCCUACUUUGGUUAUAAGGUUGCACUGUAUGUGUGAGAGAGAUCUAUAUUUUAAGAUUGUAAUGUUCAUAUAAUAAAAUUUUAAUUGUGAAAUCUG
Molecule: messenger RNA, 883 nt
Organism: Electrophorus electricus (electric eel)
Lineage: Eukaryota; Metazoa; Chordata; Actinopteri; Gymnotiformes; Gymnotidae
Gene: ube2t
Product: ubiquitin-conjugating enzyme E2T (putative)
Source: RefSeq, a predicted model, not a curated record